GACCAAUGGAGCUCGCAUGGACGCACAGGCACUCCUGUCAGAGGAGAUACCUCGAAGCUCACUGCUUCCUUUGCUGCCAAGGUGGCAGUCGCAACCGAGUAGCCUCACCGAGGUCUUGCAAGUCUUGGUCAAGGGAAGAGCCUUUUCUGAAGCCCAGCGGCUCUUACGCUUCCUUCGACAUGAAGAACUUGAGAUCAAUAUCAUUCACUACAACUGUGCCAUCUGUGCUGCAGAACGAGCGAGCUCCUGGAGGUGUGCGGCUUCUUCCCUGGCGGAGAUGCAGCACUUGGGAGUGCCCCCAGACGUCAUCAGUUUCAAUACUGUCCUCAGUUCGAUGGCGCACUGGAGACGAGCUUCGCAGAUCUUCCAGGCCCUUCAGCACCAGAGCCUGCAGAGUGAAGCGACCAGCGUCAAUUCUCUCCUCAGCUCCUGCGAGAAAUCGUCUGCUUGGGCAACGGCAUUGCUACUGUUCCAGAAAGCGCUGUCGGCACCAGACCUUUUUGCACAUAGCGCGGUCAUUGGGGCCUGCUGCAAGGUGAAGUAUUGGGAAGAAGCGCUACGAUGCCAACCUCAAAGCGAGGUCAAUGUGGUAACAUGCAGCGCCAGCAUCAAAGCAUGCGAAGAAGCCUGUCGGUGGACGCAGGCCCUCAUGAACGUAGAAGAGCUUUCUCUGUGUCGAUGCCAAGGCACUGUGGUGUCCUAUUCAGGAGCCAUGGCUGCAUGUGAACGGAGCUCAAGGUGGCCGUCAGCCCUCAGAUUGUUUGAAGAAAUGGCGCUGCUGCGCGUUGCAGCCAACGUGGUCACCUUUGGCGCUGCCAUAAGCGCUAUCAGCGCAGCCAAGGACUGGAGAAUGUCAAUGUCCCUUAUGGCGCAAGUGCUCGAGGAGUCCAUAGAGAUCAACACCGUAGUCCUUGGCGCUGUGGUUGCUUGCUGUGCCCAGGCCUCAAAGCAAGACCUGGUCAUCGAUUUGUCGCGGCAGAUGAUUGCAGCGCGCGUCCAACUGGAUGCGGAGACCUGCAGCGCUGUUAUCGCAGCUCAAUUGCAGCCGAGUCACUUUUGCCUUGAGCUUUUCCAGGGCACAUCUGAGGACCUAGUGACUCAAAUGCGCCUUGCGCGGCUUGCGGAAAACGAGGAAAACGGGCGAUCUGAUCCUAUUGGUUUUUCUGAGGGAAAACUUCCACCACAAGCGACUUCGUCGCAGCUGGCUCAAGAGCAUCGCAUGGAAAGAAAGAAACCACUGGCGAUCUUCCUCCUGGCGGCCUUGAUAGCGCUUGGGCCGUUGGGGAUCGGCUUCGGUUCCAAGCAGGCGGCUCCCGUGGACUCCAGCUCGUCGAAGGAUCAUGACGUUCGACUCCUCGGUCUUCGCUCAUCCCAGCUCUUCCCUGUGACGAACCUGAGUUUAGUCUCCUGGUUCUUCCUGAUCUUCUUCCCUCGCUGGCGAAAACUUCAGCAAGUCGUGUUGAUCGGUCCCAUGGUGAACGCCGUCGUCUAUGCGGCCGUGGCCUUUCUUGCAGCGCGCAAUCCCCAUGCCCCGGCGGUGGACUUUUCAAGCUUGGAAGGCAUCCGGACGAUGUUCGCCGAUGCGGAUGCGUGCUUCGCGGGGUGGCUGCACUACUGUGUCUUCGAUCCUCUGAUCGGUUUCGGGGAGGUUCUUGACAGUCGUCAACUGAAGGUGCCUCACCUUUUGGUGGUGCCAUGUCUUCUGAUGACCAUGCUAGCAGGACCAGUGGGUUUUCUGAUGUAUAUGUCGUUGAGGUCUAUCGUACUGUGGACCAAAGACGAUUUUCAUUUCAACGUGCAAUGACCGCUGGGACCGGGGCUGGAACGCUGGCACUCGGUGUUCGAAAGCAUAUCAGUUCAAUUGUGUGUGUCUAAUGGCAGGACAUGGAGGUUUCUUAGAAUGGAGGAUCCCCAAG
This is a messenger RNA of Cladocopium goreaui, 1916 nucleotides long. The record is from the annotation of a GenBank genome assembly. NCBI's taxonomy places the organism in Eukaryota, Dinophyceae, Suessiales, Symbiodiniaceae.